This is a messenger RNA of Menidia menidia (Atlantic silverside), 9072 nucleotides long. The record is from the annotation of a GenBank genome assembly. NCBI's taxonomy places the organism in Eukaryota, Metazoa, Chordata, Actinopteri, Atheriniformes, Atherinopsidae.
UGGAGGUCUUUGUGUGCGUGUGAAGAUUUUGGCCAUUAUUUUUCUCAUAAUGAAGUAACUUCUUGACUGUGGAUUUAGUGAUUUGUGGAGUUUGGAGCAAUGGAGGCGUUUAUGAAAAGGUAUUUGCAAGAGGUUUGCCUCCUUCUGCAUUUAACAGCUUGCGUGGCAGGCAUGACAGGACGAUGCAGCCUAUUCGGACGGCAUCAUGUUCACACAUUUGAUGGGGUUUUGUACGAGUUUCCAGGAGACUGCAGCUAUCUUCUGGCUGGUGACUGUAAUCAUCACUCCUUCACACUGUUGGGGGAUUUUCACAAUGGCAAAAGAGCUGGAGUCACGCUGUUUUUGGGGGACGCCUUUGAGUUGCAUCUGUCUGUAGACGGAUUGCUGUCACAAGGAGAAAAAAGGCUGUCCCUGCCCUACGCGUCUCAUGCUGUGUUUGUUGGCUCAGAGCUCGGCUUUUAUAAACUUUGGAGUGAAGAGUUAGGCUUCACGGUUAUCAUCGACAACGCAGCCAACAUCGCCCUGACACUGACCAAACACCAUAGCAACCGCACCUGUGGCCUCUGUGGGAACUUCAAUGCCGUUUCAGUUGAUGAAUAUACAGCUCAAGAGGGAUUCCUGACUGAGGACAGUUAUGAUUUUGCGAAUUCAUGGGCCGUGAAGGGAGCCGAUCAGUCCUGUCGACGUGUCUCAAAUCCCACUCAGUCUUGUAACAGCACAAAAGGGACUGCAGCGAUUUUGUCCAGCUGCAGUGCGCUGCAGACCUCCAGUGUGUUUCUCCACUGUGCCCACCUGGUCUCUCCUGAUGCGUUUCUGGAGCUGUGUCAGGCCGAGUCCUGCCACUGUGACAAGAUGGACGCAGAGGACUGCUACUGUCCAGUCCUCCUGGAGUACGCUCGCACGUGCCAUGCUCACGGGCUCCUUCUGCAUGGCUGGUCGCAGCAGAGCCAGUGCUUGCCAAAGUGUCCGGUUGGGAUGCAGUACAGUGAAUGCACCAAGUCGUGCUCAACAACCUGCCAUAGUCUCAACAUACAGGAGGUCUGCAAGGAGGAAUGUGUGGAUGGCUGUACAUGCCCCGUUGGAAAAGUUUUGGAUGGUAAUCGCUGUGUGGAGAUAACUCAGUGUUCCUGCACACACAUGGGUCGGCAUUUCCCUCCAGGAUCCACUAUCUCUCAGGACUGUAAUACAUGCGUAUGCCGGCAUGGAUCCUGGGAAUGUACCAACGAAGGCUGCCCUGGUGAGUGCCUGGUUGUUGGCCAGUCUCACUUCAAGAGUUUUGACAACAAAUUUUUCACCUUCUCCGGACAAUGUCAGUAUCUGCUGGCAAAGGACUGCACCAAUAACGAAUUUUCUGUCAUAAUUGAGAACGUACAGUGUGCAGAUGAUCAAGAUGCAGUGUGCACACGCUCAGUGACACUCACUUUGGCAUCUUUGGAAAACAUGACAGUGAAGCUAAAGCAUGGAGGAAUUGUUUCUGUCAACAGCAUGGACAUUCAAACCCCAAUGCAUCAUGGUCGCCUGCAUAUUCAGAGAUCUGUUCAGUCUUCUGUUCAUGUAAAGUUUGGUGAUGAUCUUCGUCUGGACUGGAAUGGGCGAGGUCGUGUACUUCUAAAGCUUGGACCACGAUGGGCAGGGCAGACAUGUGGUCUCUGUGGCAACUAUAAUGGUAACCAAGGUGAUGACUUCUUGUCUGGCUCUGGGCUGAUUGAAGCGAGUCCACAGGCAUUUGGCCAGACCUGGAGGAUUAAUGGAGAUUGUGAAUCCACAAGAAAACAUGAGACUGAUCCAUGUGCUAUCAACCCUAAGAGAGUGCGUUUUGCAGAGGAGGCAUGUGCAGUGAUGGUGUCAGCGGUGUUCAGCCCGUGCCACUUCCUGGUGAACCCUGGGCCGUUCCAGCGCUUUUGUCGGUAUGAUGUGUGUGCGUGUGGGGACGGUGCAGAGUGCCUUUGCUCUGCGCUGUCCGCCUAUGCGGCCGCCUGCUCUGCACGAGGAGUGCUGCUCAACUGGAGGUCCCCUUCACUCUGUGAGCUGGAGUGCACUGGAGGCCAGGUCUACCAGGCCUGUGGGAGUGCUUGUGACCGGACAUGCCGUGCCUUAUCUGGCGCGGAGGCAGGCUGUGAGGGGGAGAGGACAUGUGAGGAGGGCUGUUUUUGUCCUGCUGGGAAGUACCUGAGUGACUCUGGAGAAUGUGUGACAGCUGACCAGUGCUCCUGCUUGCAUGAUGGACAGCUCUACCAGCCUAAUGACGUCUACGCGGAUCAUAACAGCAUCUGCUACUGUGAGAAUGGCGCCAUGCGUUGUACCUCCAAUGAAAUGACUUCAUUUCUGUCUGACUUCUUUUAUGAUGAUGGCAUGACACCAUCCAGAGAGCGGCGGUCAGCGAAGUGUCCACCUCCACUUGUUCGCACCGAGUGCGAGUCGGGUGAACAAGGCUUGGAGUGUGCCAGAACCUGCCAGAAUUUAGAUCUGCCUUGUGUCAGUCUUACCUGCACCCCCGGCUGCCUCUGUCCUCCAGGCACAGUACGCCACCGCAGAGAGUGCAUUAAACCAGAGCUGUGUCCCUGUUACCAUAACAACAAGCCAUACAGGGCUGGACAAACCAUUAGCGUUGACUGCAACACCUGUGUGUGUGAGAACAGGAAGUGGCACUGCACUGAGAAGGUCUGUGACGGUGUCUGUCGCACUGUUGGCGGGGGCCAUUAUAUCACCUUUGAUGGCCUCAAAUAUUCCUUCCCAGGUCUCUGCCAAUAUGUCCUGGUCCAGGAUAUGUGUCACGGAGAAGAAGGUUCCUUCAGAGUGUUGGUGGAGAAUGAGGCCUGUGGAAUUGUGGGCCAUCACUGUGCAAAAUCUAUCACAAUCUUCUACCAGGGCGGCUUGAUUUUAAUGCAGCACGGAGAGGUGAAGAUGAAGAAGCCGGUCCGGCAGAGUUCACAGGUGGAGAUUGUCAGAUCUGGUCAGUUUUAUACCCUGCUGCUUGGGAAACACAUCUCCCUGAGUUGGGAUAAAGGAACUCAUCUCCUUGUUCACAUCUCUGCUGCAUACAGGGGUCGGGUGUGUGGUCUGUGUGGUAACUUUGACGGAAAUGUCAACAAUGACAUGAUAAGCAGUAACAACCAGCUGGAGGUGGACUCCUCACACUUUGGAAACUCUUGGAAGGUCAUUCCCAGCUGUGCUGAUGUCACACAGGUACCUGCGCCAUGCAGUGAUAACAUUAUGAAGUUAGUAACCGUGGAGCAGUCAUGUCGUGUGAUAACUGACCCCCUCUUCAGAGAAUGCAACAGUCAGGUGGAUGCAGAGCCAUACGUGGAGAUGUGUGUGGAGGCAGCAUGCUCGUGCCCAUCGGUGGGAGACUGUGCGUGUUUCUGUGAUGUCAUUGCGGCCUAUGCCCAAGCUUGUUCAGAGAGUGGUGUUUUCAUUAGCUGGAGGUCAAACGAUCUCUGCCCAAUGAGCUGUGAGGACCUCAACCCUAAGAUUGCAAGUGUAGGGGAAGAGCUUUGUCAGUGGAGGUAUAACACAUGUGGCCCCACUUGUCCAAUCACCUGCCAGCAUCCAGAACCACUCCAGUGUUCACUGACAUGUGUAGAGGGCUGCCAUGCCAACUGCCCACCAGGCCAACUUCUGGAUGAGGUAGCCAUGCGUUGUGUGGAACCUUCUCAGUGUCAUGUGUGUGUACAUGGCGGUCAGAGAAUCUCCCAUGGCAACAAAGUCAUAUUGAACCAUGAUGACCCCAACAACUGCAAGAUAUGCCAUUGUGACAACAACUCGCUGACUUGUGAAGAUUGUUCCUCCCUCGCCAUGUUCACCACUCCCACACCAACACCUGCAUAUGACAUCUUCACAACGCUGCCCUUCACCACUUUGAUGCCUGAAGGCAUGUGUGACCGUGCCAUGGAUCUGGCUUUCUUACUGGAUGGUUCAGAAGAACUGAAUGAAGAAGAAUUUCAGGCAACCAAAGGGUUCAUACUGGAUGUGGUGGAACGAUUCCGCAUGGGUUCAGCUCACACCCGAGCCACAGUGCUGCUUUACCAUUCUGGAGUUAAAACAUAUGACUUGCAGGUUCAGAAGUGGCUGUUUAAGAAGACUGUGCGUGAGCUUCAUUACACAGGAGGAGAUGCAGCCUUCUUAGACGAGGCUGUCAAGUACCUUGCCAUCAACAUUUAUGACAAGAACAAGCGAGAGCACGCUGGACGUGUUGCCAUUAUCUUGACUGCCAGUGCAAAUCCUCGCCCCAUCCGCUCCAUUGUAAAGAUGAUUCGCAAGAAAGCCAUCACCACCCUAACUGUGGCACUAGGUCCAGGCGUAGACAUGAGUCAAAUCAAUGAGAUCACCAGAGCCAACCCAGAUAACAGGGCCUAUGUGCUGAGCAGCACAGCUGAACUGCCCGAUCGUUUAUUGGAUCUAACCGAUUACCUCUGCACCUUAGGGUUGGAACCUGAGGUGGUGAAAUCUUCACCACCAAAACCUACUCUGGGUAAAGUUCAGCAGGCCACAGCCAGCACUUCCCCAGCUCCUCAUCUGGAGCCUAACCCCACACAACACAAACCCAGCCCUCCUGCAUCCACUGUACCUUCAGGCCUCUCUUCCACCACAUCACAGUCCACUACCGGCCCCCCAGCCACAGACGUGACGUUCAUCCUGGAAGGCUCCGAUUCUGUCGGUGAAGCCAACUUUAACAAGUCGCUCCUUUUCCUAGAGGAAGUUAUCUCACAACUGAUAGAGGAAGAAGAGUUUAUUCGCAUCACCGUAAUACAGUAUUCAGUAACAGUCUCUGUAGAGAUCAGCCGGUGGGAGCUCAGACAACAGAGAACCAGACUGCUGCAACGACUGCGGGAGAUUCGUUGGAGAGGAGGGAGUCAGACAAACAGCGGAGCAGCCAUUAGUACAACUCUACAAGAAAUGGUUACAAGCAAGCCUGCUCAUGGUCCCACACCUCCUCAGUUGGUCUUCCUUGUAACAGAAAACCCUCCCACUGAUACAGUGACACGUCCACCCUUUACAAGAACCAAAACUGAGGUGUAUCCCAUUGGCGUUGGGCCAAACGUACAUGAACAAGAUUUGCUACCUUUAAGUGCCCCUCAACGUCCGCUGAUGGUGGAGGACUAUAACAGUUUGAAAACCCUCGUCCACAGAGUAGUCAAAAUCACACACUCUACAGUCAGGCCACAAUCACCUACUCUGCCGCCCUUAAUCCUCCCGACACACUCCAGCCUGCCACCCACAGUGCCAUGCAAAACACCUGUGGAUGUGAUGUUCCUGGUGACAGCUGGAGAAACAUUUGAGGACAUGAAGACUUUUAUUAAAGCGUUUAUCAGCAUUUCUGACACAGGGCCAAAUGGAACUCAGGUGAGCGUGGUUCAGUACGGAGAGACCAACACACCUGAGCUCCUGUGGAAGGAUCAACAGAGAAAAUCGGACCUCCUGAAGCUGGUGGAGAGCAUUCCAAGCAGGAGCAGCGGAGCUCCAGCUCUAGGGUCUGCACUGCGAUUCGCUGUUCAGACAGCCAUCUCGCCAGUCAGUGGGGGAAGAGUUGGUGUAGCCAAAGCCGUGGUGAUACUGCUGACAGAAAAAUCAACUGAUGACAUCAAAGAGGCAGCGAACGAGGCAUUAGCUGCAGGUGUCUCAGUGUUCCCCAUAGGGGUUGGACAAAGUUAUGACGCGAGUGAGCUCAGGGUGCUUGGUCACCACGGCAACCAAGACAACACUCUGCACGUGAGCAGCAUGGAUCAGUUACGGAUGUUGCUAACUCUGGACAACAGUUACACAGAGAAAAUCUGCAGAGCUGGUCCACCAGGAGUGUGUGUUGAUGAUAGUGGUAAUGAGAGAAAGCCCGGUGAAUCAUGGCUGCUGGAGGACGGCUGCCACUCUCUCCUGUGUCACCCUAGUGGAGCUGUGACAGUACAGAACCACAAAGUCAGCUGUGACAAACUGGAGCCCCCAGCAUGCAGAAACAACAUGCCUCCAGUUAGAGUCCAGGAGAAAUGCGGCUGUCACUGGGAAUGCCCUUGCAUGUGCAUGGGUAGCUCCACCAACCAUGUGGUGAGGUUUGAUGGCUUGGCUCUUAGGCUGGAUGGGGAGGGUUUGUGCUCCUAUACACUGCUGACCAUCAGCCAAGGCAUCACUGAAGAGUCAGAGGUCAAGCUUCACACUGGACCUUGCCAAGACUCAGCGAAUUACAACCAGAUCUGCAUGAAAGCAAUGGAGGUAACCCAUGGACAGUACAAGCUGCUUCUAAAGGAUGACAUUAUGGCAGUGAUUGAUGACGAAAAGCUUGUGUUGCCGUGGCGCCAUGCUGGUCUGGAGUUGGUGCGUUAUGGAGGAGUUAUGCUGCAGCUGAAAUCAGAUCAAGGCUAUGUCUUGACUUUUACUCCUCAGAGCAAUGAGUUUACCAUCACAUUACUCAGCUCCACCACCAGUGGUCACACUGCUGGACUCUGUGGCGCAUGUGAUGAGGAAAAGGCAAAUGUUCUCUCCUUACGGAAUGGCAGCUCAGCCGCCAACCAGCCUGCCUUCAUUUCAGACUGGACAGUGGCUGCAGACGGUGGCGUGUGCUUACCAAAACGAAAGGCAGUUUGUGUUUCUGGAACAGCUAUGGGGUGUCAGGCCCUCCGCUCUGAAGUGUUUGAGCCAUGUCACCCAUACAUUCCCGUUCAGGUCUUCCUCUCCAAGUGUGAGGAGCAGGCAUGUGAAGAAUCAGAUGUCUGUGAGCUAAUUUCUUCCUAUGCACGCCUCUGUAGAGAAAGGGGUGUGUGUGUAGACUGGAGGAGCCCUCACCUCUGUCCCUUACAGUGCCCAAGUUCCAUGGAGUAUGAUGCAUGUCGGACAGGUUGUGUUGAAGACUGUAGUAGCAUACAGGCGUUGCCAGGCGACUGGUCGGUUGCCAGGGGUAACGAGUCAUCCUGUAUGGAAACACCAACUGAAGGUUGUUUCUGUCCUGGAGGGACGGUUUCGCAUCAUGGACAGUGCAUCUUACCUGAAGUGUGCGGGCAAUGUGUUGACCAUCUCGGACGCUCAUACAUGUAUAUGCAAAGCUGGGUGCCAGAUGACAACCCAUGUUCGAUUUGCAUGUGUUUGGACCAACAACGCAUCAACUGUACUGUCAGACCCUGCAAUGACGUCAAAGCUCCGGUGUGUGGGCCAUGUGAGGUUCUGAGAGAAAAAAGAGAUUCCAAGUGCUGCCCAGAGUAUGAGUGUGCGUGUGACCUGGUGAGCUGUGACCGACCUGAAGUGCCCCGCUGUGAGGAUGGUCAAACACUGGUUCUGAAAAACCCCGGGGAAUGUCAGCCUGUUCAUGAGUGCGUCUGCAAAAAGGAGGAGUGUCCUCAGCAAGCUCCCCCUAAUUGCCCAGCGCAUCGCCACGUUUCGGUAAAAAAGACAAAGUGCUGUGAUGAGUUUGAAUGCACGUGCAGCUGCCAGAACUCCACUCGCACCUGCCCCGCCGGGUUCAUCUCAUCCUCCUUUACCAACGAUUGUGGCUGCACAGAAACCAACUGCCUGCCUGACAAGGUGUGUGUGGUGGAUGGCGCGGUUCGGCCAGUGGGGAACAAGUGGGAGGAAGGGUGCCAGAAGUGCAGUUGCACCCAGCAACAGGACAAAGACACAUCCCUCCACAUUGCCCAGUGCACACCUCCUGUUUGUGAAAGCACCUGCCCUCUGGGCUCAACGUACACUCAAACAAAUGGGGGGUGCUGUGGAGUGUGCAUGCCAACCAGCUGUGUAGAGUCAGAAGAGAUCCAUGGGGAUAUUAUCAGUGGGGGAAAACUUAGACAAGUGGGGGAGAUGUGGCAGUCUCCACAUGACAAAUGUGUCUUACAUCAGUGUGUGAAAGUGAGAAAUGAGGUGUUCAUCUCUACAACAAAUGCCAGCUGUGCUGUUAUGGACACUCCAACCUGCCCGUUGGGAACCGAGCUCCGCUGCGACACUCAGGACUGCUGCCCCAGCUGCCACUGUGCUCCUGUGAACGCCUGCGUUCUCAAUCACACUAUGAUAGGAGCAGGAGAGAGCGUGAUGGUGGAUGUGUGCACACACUGUGAGUGUACAGUGGAAGAUGGCCUUGUCACAAAAUAUAAGUUAUCCUGCAGGCGAAAUACCUGUCCCACUUGCCCGAGGGGUUACACGAUGGAGAAAGAGGACGAUAGCUGCUGUGGGCGCUGUGUUGCCACUAACUGCUUCAUUCAAAAGCCAGAUGGAAAGGUUUUCGAUGUCCAAGUCAACACAACUAGCGAAGAUGGCUGCAACUUGUAUACUUGUGGUGUAAACAGUAGAGGAGAUCUUGUGCUGGAGACAAGAGUGACCACCUGCCCUCCUUUUGACCGUCAAGCCUGUCUGGACCUCGGGGGGAAAGUCAGCCAGAUUGGAACAACUUGCUGUGAGAUGUGUAUGGAGCCAGAGUGUCGGAGCACAGUGGGAACACUUAACUACAUCAAGGUGGAUGACUGCCAGUCAGAGCAACAGAUAGAGCUCAACUACUGUGAGGGGAAGUGUCGAAGUAAAUCCAUGUACUCCCUGCAGAGAGCUGCUGUUGAGCAGGAGUGUGUGUGUUGUGCAGCCGUGGAGACCAAGCCUCUCAGUGUCCCCAUCCUUUGUGCCAACGGCACCCGUAGCCAACACACUGUCCUGUCUGUAACUAAAUGCGACUGUCUGUCGAAACACUGCACUUAGAAAGAAUAUAAAUGAUGACACUUUGUUUUUAUGCAAUCCAAAUGUACCCAAUAAUACAAAUACAAAGUAAAAAAAUAACUUAGCGGUUUCUGCCGGCUUCAUCAUUCCUUGUUCAGCUGUAAUCUGAACAUCCAUAUUAAAAUGUCUUUGUAAAAUUUGAUGUUUAUUGUUUUGAUAUUCAAAGGCGACUUGUUGCUCAUCCCAGCUGCCACUGGCUGGGUGGCUGGAUACACCUUGGAUGAGUUGAGAGUCUGUCACAGAGAUAUUUCAUCAUGCUAAAAAAUAAAUACAUUUAAAUUUCAAUAAGUGUAAAAUUCUAAAUAGAUAAGACCACUAAUCUCAUACCGGGUUACUGUACCUCUUACCUCACAAAGCUUUAUGUUCACUUGUCUCAUAAUUCUUCCUUUUAAGAAG